Molecule: messenger RNA, 1386 nt
Organism: Bombyx mandarina (wild silkworm)
Lineage: Eukaryota; Metazoa; Arthropoda; Insecta; Lepidoptera; Bombycidae
Product: hemolin-like
Source: RefSeq, a predicted model, not a curated record
CACAGCGUCGGCCAUAUUUACAGUGCAUUUCCCGCCAAGAAGGACUACACAGAUUGCGAAGUUUUCUAAGUUUCAGAAUCAAAAUGAAUUCCUGGACGUUAUUAGUUUUGGGAACAUGUGUUAUUUACACUACGGGGCAGCCCGUUAAUUCCGGAGACAAGGUUCCCGUUCUCAAGGAGGCACCGGCCGAGGUAUUGUUCAGAGAGGGACAGGCCACGAGGCUGGAGUGCGCCACAGAGGGAGACGACAGUGGUGUCGAAUACUCGUGGCGAAAAGACGGCAUGCAUUUUAGCGUCGGUCAAGACACGCUCACCAGUAUCGACGCUGGCUCUCUUGUGUUCAGCCAAACCAAAGCUUCGGACGAAGGCGAGUACCAGUGCUUCGCCAAAAGCGACUUUGGGGUCGCCAGCACAAGGGCUACUAAGCUCCGCCGUACGUACAUAGAGACUCCUGCAUUUGAGGAGAAAAAAGUGACGGUGGUCGAAGGAAAACCCUUUGAACUCCGCUGUCCAGUGCCCGGGGGCUACCCGAAGCCGACCAUAAGCUGGAUGAGACAUCAUGACGAGGACGGCUCCACUGAGAACUUCAUGGACAGAAGAGCGACUUAUUCACCCGAGGGAACCCUGUACUUUUCCAAUGCGAGUCUUGACGAUGCCAACGAUAAAACCAAGCUGGUCUGCAUGGCCUCUUCUCCUGCCGCCGACGAGGGUGUGCCCCUAGUCGCGUAUUACAUCACGCAAGUGACUCCCGCCUCGGAGUCCACGUAUGGAGAGCUGAUCCCUCAGUACUUGAGUGACCACGUGGUGGCGAAAGUUGGCGAUCUGACGUAUCUAUACUGCAUUUAUGGCGGAACUCCCCUAGCCCACCCAAGCUGGUCCAAGGACGGUGUAAACGUGGACAAUACCUACAAGGAUCGCAUAACCCGCCACAACAGGUCCUCUGGGAGGAGACUGGUCAUCAAGGAGGUUUGGGCAGAGGACGCGGGCACUUACACGUGCGAUGUAGACAAUCAGGCCGGCAGAAGACUGCAACACACAAUCACCUUUAGUGUUGUCAGUGCACCAACCUUCACGACUAAACCAGAGAAACGAACGCUGGCAACCCAAGGCGAGGACGUCACAAUACCUUGUAAGGCGACAGGAAUUCCGUCACCUCUAGUUUCGUGGACUUACAACGGCGAACCCGUGACCGAAGGGGUCACUGGUGACGGACUGGUGAUCAAGGCUGUCAAUAAAUCUAAUCAAGGCUACUACGGGUGUACUGCCUCGAAUGAGCACGGCGCAGAAUACGCCGAAACGGCUCUUCAAGUCGCUUAAAUUCUAUAAUGGCGACACGCCUAAGGCGGCCAUAUGUGUUAUACAAUAAAAAUUAAAUAAAUAAAAACUA